Monascus purpureus is the source of this 537-nucleotide messenger RNA. The record is from the annotation of a GenBank genome assembly. Lineage: Eukaryota; Fungi; Ascomycota; Eurotiomycetes; Eurotiales; Aspergillaceae.
AUGGCCAAAAGUUUACAAAAGGUUCACAAGCAAAUCUCCAAGAAACGAGGCGUAGUCGAUGCCCUCCAUGAGAACAGCAGAGAUGCGAGGAGAUUGCGGCGUGCAGGUGCAAGGGAUGACAAACUUGCCCGAGUUGCUUCAGUUACAGCGAAAGCAAGGCAGUCAUAUGUGGACCGCGUUGCUUUCUUCCAGGAGAAUACGAAAGACAUAUCAAGCUCACUAACAGAUAGUGAAUUGGCGGAAAUAGUGAAUAAAUUUAUCAACAGAAGCGUUCCGGAAAUUGAGCAACUACGACAAGAGCGACGGAAAGGUCGACCUCCGAGCAAAAGGGAAGAAGCAUUAUCACAGCGGACGGAUAUGGAGAAUAAGGAAUUCAAGACGGGGUUUUGGGCACCCGAUUUGACCCAGGAGGAGGUGCUGAAGAACCUGGCCCUGUGGAAUGGCGACUGGUCGAGUCUCAGCAGGAUCAAAUUCAUCCGGUUGACAACUGAUGGUACGAAGCACCCUUCUAAUUUUCCUCCUAAGGGACUUUCAUGA